AUGCAACCCAACCUCUACCAACCCAAAUUCAAUGUAUGUCUCAGAAACAAAACCUCGCUAAAAAUAAGAAAUGUAAGCAAACCCGUCAAACCCCCCCCCCACCCAUCCACCCACCAUCCACCCACCAUCCACCCACCAUCCACCCACCAUCCACCCACCAUCCACCCACCAUCCACCCACCAUCCACCCACCAUCCACCCACCAUCCACCCACCAUCCACCCACCAUCCACCCACCAUCCACCCACCAUCCACCCACCAUCCACCCACCAUCCACCCACCAUCCACCCACCAUCCACCCACCAUCCACCCACCAUCCACCCACCAUCCACCCACCAUCCACCCACCAUCCACCCACCAUCCACCCACCAUCCACCCACCAUCCACCCACCAUCCACCCACCAUCCACCCACCAUCCACCCACCAUCCACCCACCAUCCACCCACCAUCCACCCACCAUCCACCCACCAUCCACCCACCAUCCACCCACCAUCCACCCACCAUCCACCCACCAUCCACCCACCAUCCACCCACCAUCCACCCACCAUCCACCCACCAUCCACCCACCAUCCACCCACCAUCCACCCACCAUCCACCCACCAUCCACCCACCAUCCACCCACCAUCCACCCACCAUCCACCCACCAUCCACCCACCAUCCACCCACCAUCCACCCACCAUCCACCCACCAUCCACCCACCAUCCACCCACCAUCCACACAGCCUUUAUAUCCUUCUCUCGUUCCAUCGACUUCUUAUACAGUCUUUGUGGCCGCAGUUCAGCUUUUAA
Ceratosolen solmsi marchali is the source of this 786-nucleotide messenger RNA. Its product is annotated as proline-rich extensin-like protein EPR1. Bases 1 to 786 code for a protein of 261 amino acids. The record is from RefSeq and is a predicted model, not a curated record. The transcript has a single exon. NCBI's taxonomy places the organism in Eukaryota, Metazoa, Arthropoda, Insecta, Hymenoptera, Agaonidae.